This is a messenger RNA of Trichoderma reesei QM6a, 1887 nucleotides long. Its product is annotated as DNA photolyase. The record is from RefSeq and is a predicted model, not a curated record. Gene Ontology annotation, biological process: circadian regulation of gene expression; entrainment of circadian clock by photoperiod. Lineage: Eukaryota; Fungi; Ascomycota; Sordariomycetes; Hypocreales; Hypocreaceae. Bases 1 to 1887 code for a protein of 628 amino acids. The transcript is spliced from 2 exons. Gene Ontology annotation, cellular component: nucleus; cytoplasm. Gene Ontology annotation, molecular function: DNA binding; FAD binding.
AUGACCAAGCCGCGUGUGAUUUACUGGUUCAGGACAGACCUUCGUCUGCACGACUCUCCCGCCCUUCAAGCGGCGCUGGAUCUCGAACCCGAGGCUCUUUGGCCAAUCUGGACAUGGGAUCCUCAUUAUGUGUACAAAGCCAGAGUGGGAGUCAAUCGGUUCCAAUUUCUGCUGGACUGUCAAAACGACCUCUCGCAGUCAAUCACGAAGCUGAACAAGAAAUCCAAGCUCUUCGUUCUGCGUGAAGGACCGCAAACACUCUUUCCCAAGCUCUUCGAAGCCUGGAAGCCCACUCAUCUGGUGUUUGAAAAGGACACGGACACAUACGCCCGAACCAGAGACGAGGCCGUCGUCAAAGCAGCCAAAGAAGCAGGCGUCGAGGUCAUCACCCGCUCCGGCCGCACCCUCUGGGACAGCGACGAAAUCGUCGCGCACCACGACGGGAAGCCCACCAUGACCAUCGCCGCGCUGCAGGCCGCAGGGAAGAAGAUUGGCCCGGUCGCGAAGCCGAUCCCGGCGCCCAAGAGUCUGCCCGAUCCGGGAGACAUGCCCGUGGAUUUCGAGCAGCAUCGUCCGGACCCGAAGCCCGACAUCAACGAAAGCCACAAGACGAGGGAAGACACGGCGUACAAGCACAUUUCCGGCCCCAACGGCGACUUCGCCAUCGAGACGCUCGAGGAGCUCGGCUUCGCGCCCGCCACGACGCCCAUCCGCGGCGGCGAGACGCUCGCUCUUGAGCGCCUCGACGAGCUCAUCAAGGACAAGACGUACAUUGCGACCUUCAAGAAGCCAAAGACCAGCCCCGCGCAGUUCGACCCGCCGGCCACGACGCUGCUCUCCCCCUUCUUCCACUUUGGCGCCCUCUCCGUCCGCCUCUUCUACCACCGCGUCCAAGAGGUCAUCGACUCCUUCGGCCCGGGCGCCUCCUCGCCCCCGGAGAGCCUCAUCGGCCAGGUCCUCUUCCGCGACAUGUACUUCGCCGCCCAGGCCGCCCUCGGCGCGUCCUUUGCCCAGACGGCCACCAACCCCUACUGCCGCUUCGUCCCCUGGCACCUCCCCUCCAAGCGCGACCCGCACACGGGCCUCACCACGGGCGACCACCACAUCGACAGCGACCAGGCCGAGACCUGGUUCCGCCGCUGGAAGGCCGGCACAACCGGCUUCCCCUGGAUCGACGCCCUCAUGCGCCAGCUCCGCCACGACGGCUGGAUCCACCACCUCGGCCGCCACAGCGUCGCCUGCUUCCUCACCCGCGGCGGCUGCUACGUCGACUGGGAGCGCGGCGCAGAGGUCUUUGAGGAGCUCCUCCUCGACCACGAGCCCGCCUGCAACAUUGGCAACUGGCAGUGGCUCUCCUGCGUUGCCUUCUUCGCCCAGUACUACCGCGUCUACAGCCCCGUCUCCUUUGGCCAGAAGUGGGAUCGCGACGGCGCCCUCAUCCGCCGCUGGGUCCCCGAGCUGCGCAACGUAAAGCCAAAGUACAUCUACGAGCCCUGGAAGAUGCCGCUGCCCGACCAAAAGGCCGCCGGCGUCAGGAUCACCGGCGACGGGCUCGAGGAGCAGCACGACGAGGGCACUUAUCCGAAGCCCAUGUUUGACUUUUCCGAGCGCCGAGGCAUCUGUAUCGGCGCCAUGAAGAACGCAUAUUCCGUGGGACUUCAUGGCAACGAUGAACAGGUGCUGGACGGCAGCUGGCGAAGCUUGUUCCCGUCUCCACAUGAGGCCGAGGUCAUGGGAGAGUACGAAAGCGACUUUGGCGAAAAUGCGGAUAACAAUGAAGACGGAGAUCACAUAGAGAAACAGAACGGAGAAGGUGCUGGACACAAGCGCGGCGCAGAGACAAACGGGGUCAAAGCCAAGUCUAAGAAGCAGAAGACACAAGAAUAG